Messenger RNA from Nilaparvata lugens (brown planthopper), 1181 nucleotides. RefSeq names its product keratin, type I cytoskeletal 9. Lineage: Eukaryota; Metazoa; Arthropoda; Insecta; Hemiptera; Delphacidae. The transcript has 4 exons. Bases 305 to 1144 code for a protein of 279 amino acids. The record is from RefSeq and is a predicted model, not a curated record.
UCCUCAGCAGCAGCUAUGAACGCCUGCCGCUCAUUAUUGGAAGCGCCCAUCAGAGUCCGACUGGUGGGAAAAUAGAGAAGGAAGACGAGAGAGACUGAGAGAGAAGUGGGAAAAUAUUGGGAGGUGAACUGUGAGAAUCGCUCUGGACAGACGUCAGAGUCAGAGUGUGCCGCUACACAUUCAGUCAGUCACGAAUAAUCUGUUUACUUAAAAGCGACCGAGUGCUGCAAUAAGAGUUCAGUCAACUGGAAGCUGUGAUAGGUUCUGUAUUGUGGCGCUUAGUUUUGAAGCGCCUUCCUCAAGCAUGCACACCUUCGCCCUUAAUGUUGCGAUCUUCGCCGCAGCCCUGCUGUCAGCCGUCCAAUCGCAGCCUUUCCCCGGAGUAUCUACAGCUGGAUCAUCCGCUAAUGCUGGAGCAUUUUCGUCCUCCGGUACAGCAUUAAGACCUGGUCCAGAUGGUACUGGAUCAUUCGUAGCGCAGUCAGGCUUCAACCAUGACUUCUCGAACCCAUCGUUCCGAUCAGCAUCUUCAGGCAGCAGCAGUCCAUCGGGCUACUCAGGUGGCUUCGCGGGAGGAUCUUACUCGGGUGGCUCAUUUGGCGGCGGCUCAGGUGGCUCGUUCGGCUCAUUCGGCACUUCCGGCUAUCCUUUCCCCAACUUCGCUCCUGUUCCGUUCCCCUACUUUGCACCGGCUCAACCCUUUGACUUCUCAUCGUUUUUCCAGAACUAUAUCGCUUCCAUCCAGCGCUAUCACCAGCAACUGGCCGCUUCGGCACAGAAAGCAGCCGCUGACCAGGGGGGUCUGGCGCCUCAGUUGCCUCAGUCUCCGGAUAGCUUCGGCAACGAGCUGGGUACGGUAGCGGGAGCGGGCGCUUUCGGUCAGUACGGACCGCAGGGCGGCUACGGCCAGGCCUCAGUGUUCCCCGCCCCCUCACCCGACGUCUUCAACCGGUUCGGAGGGUCUCCACCCGUCUCGCAGUCCAGCGGACCCUUCCCUCCCCCCGGCGGCUCCUACUACGGCAUCUCGUCCUUCUCCUCAUCCGGCCAGUCGGACGUCAACGGCAAGAAGAGCUCCUUCAAGCAGUCGUCAGUCACCGUCAACGAUAAUGGAAAAGUCACCACCUACCAAGCCCAUGAUCCCUGAUAAGUUCCUCAUCAUCUGAUUAAAAUUUAUUUCAAUA